ACCAAAGUGGACCCCAAUAUUCUGGGCACCGUCGAGACAAGAUCAAUCUGGAAGACAACUCUUGACGACCCUUCAUUCUCCAUACGCUCGAUCCCACCAGGACUGGAUCCUGGCCGAACAAGGACAGGACGAAGUGGCCUUUUGGAAACCCCAAGUCGGUUUACAGGGCGACAUUUGCAGAGACUUGAACGGGCUGAGAUUGUGCGGACUGACAAAGUGAUAGAGCUAUGAGUCCAACAGAAGUUGCCUGGAGAGUCAAAACUCGUCCGUGCCCUUUUUAUCAGCAAGGCAGAUGCGUGUUCGAAGAAUCGUGCAAUUUUGUCCACGACAUCUCCGUCCGCCCUCGUCCCAUUCCUGAUCAAUACACCGCUCCUGUGUCGCCUUCACCGUCACCGCACCGUCUGCCUGAACUUUUGGAUGCGCUGAGCGAUGUCCUCGACCCAGACCCAUUCACGGAGAGCCUGCAUUCGGUGUCGCUCGUUCAGGAACACGGCGUGUCGCCGCAUAUAGCGGGCGAAGGGUGGACGCUGGUGAACAACAGCACCCACGACGACUCCGCGAACGAUCUCCUCUCGCCAAUGUCUCUUCCCGACCUCAAGCUGUCGCGCUUCUCGACGAUGGGCGUUCCGGUGACCAAGAACAACUCCGACUCGUUUGACUCGGGCUACGGAUCUUCCUCGUCGUCGCCGCCCCCAGUGCCUUCGUCGACAUUGAACCUGAUCGCAUCUCCGUUCGGCUCGCCAUCGGAACGCAUGGGGAUGGGUCUGGUCGGUGUGGGUGUGGGUGUUGGUGUUGGUGUUGGCAUGGGCGCGAGCCGGUUGUUCUCGAUGCCAUUCAGCUCGCCUGGUGGGAAAUGGCGGGAGGAAAGCCCGGACUUGGACUCACCAUCGAAGCUCCGACGGUCGGUUGGGAUGGUUGGAGAGGAGAAGAAUGCUACUCCGAUGGAGGAUUCCCGACGCUUGUCCACCCCCUCACCGUCCUCCCCGUUAGACCUGACGGAAACUUCCGCGGACCAGUCUUUCUCUGAAUCCCCCGAUGAAGAGACUACUCAGAACGUGGACUACGUAGUCGCAUCGCCGGAAGUCACACGCGUACAGGAGAACGACACCAUCCAUGGGCUUUAUGAUGUAUAUCUGCACUCGCCCCCGCAAGAGGCGGUUGUCCCCGAGACAGCAUCAAUAGACGAAGAGCGCGGGCGUAUCCGGCCACGUGUAUUUACACCUCCCCCCGCUGCUAGCAAGUUCGAUCCCCCGGAUUCGUCGACGCCGUCGAGUGGCGAUCGGCCCAAAUCUCCGGCGUCAGUGUUCACAUCUCCUGAACCGAUCCCCUCCCGGCCCGUAUCGAGAGCGUCGACCAUAUCGAGAGCGUCGACCAGAGCGUCGACCAGCAGGCUGCCGGCUCAAAUUCCGUUUCACAUCACACCAGAACCGACCGGAGGAAAGGUUCCUUUCGGGUUCAACAGCAAGCGGAACUCCAGGAGGAUGGGUCCCGUACCAGCAUCUGCCUCUGCUGUGCAGGAAUCAUUUGGAUCUCCGCGCAGGAGAAGGAUAUCGAGGAGCGUUACUCCUGCUUCAGCAUCUGUUCUGCGCUCUACGUUCUUUGAAGCAGAACAGGACGCUCCAAUUCCUGCAAAAGGACUGAAGCAACUGCGCUUGUCGACCAUCUUCACACAACCUAUCAAUUUCAAUUUACCACCACCGGAACCGAUACCCACUGAAUCACCACGGAUAUUUUUACCCGAAGCCGAACCUGACAAGGAAAACGACGAGGACCACGACGACAUCGACAAUGACGACGAAGACCAUGACCAAGACGACACUCACGAACAAGACGAAACUGACUUCACGAUCCGCAGGCGAAUCGUCCCGCCACCUAUCCAGAUUCCCUCACCGCUGGUGCGAGCUAAUUCGGCCAUCGGCUUCACGCAACAUCCCGCGACACCUCGUCCCACGCUUUUGUUCGCCAUCGGGUCGGACGAUCCUGACGCCGUGCGCAAGGUGCUCGAAUCCGGGGAAGCCAACGCAAGCGAUGCGGCUGGGCCGAAUGGGGAGAGCGCUCUGGAGUUCACAUUAGCGAAUCCACAGCUGAAGCGGAAGAACGAGAUCGCCAAGGUCUUGUUGGCGUUUGGCGCUGGCGGCAAGGAGAACGCGAUGGGAGAUGAUGUCGAUCCAGCGAUCAGGUACUACGUCAAACGAGCGGCAGAAGAGCAUACUAAAAAGUCUGGCGCACUGAUCCACCGCUCAUUCUUCCGUCCACUGACAGGGAUCCGCUACGAGCUGAUUGGCCAAGACCGGGCGUUGGAGCAGCUGUUCCGGGUUCUGAGCAUCCACUCGCAGCAGCUGUCGGUCGUCCCUGUGGUGGUUCUGCUGUGCGGGCCAAGUGGUCACGGCAAGAGCCAUCUCGCGAGAAAGUUCGGGGCAUUGCUCGAUGUGCCGACGCAUACGGUCAACAUGACAACCCUGAGGACGGGGCAUGACUUGUGGGGGGCAUAUUCGAUGAAUCCCUUCGAGGCAAGUUGUUGGUCGUCUCAGAAUCCUUAUCCUGCUUCUCAUACAGCGACACAGGAGCCUAGCACAUCUACUCUCGCCGAAUUCCUGAUCAACAACGAGGGGAAGAGAUGCGUUGUGGUCCUCGAUGAGAUUGAGAAAGUGGAAGAGAAAACACUUUGGACUCUGCUGAUGCCAUGGGAGUCUGGCCGCUGCUCAUUUGACGCCAACAGCCGGCACAUCGAUGUUCGAAAUGUCAUCUGGCUCGGGACGUCCAAUCUCGGGGCCGACCUCGUCUUUGAGCAUCAUCAGACACGGGCUAACCCCACCGAGCUGGUGUCGCGGCCUGAGUAUGUCCAGCUCAUGAACCUCGUCAGAGACCCUGUCUCGAAACACAUGGGGGCCUCGCUGCUGUCGCGUGUUUCGACUGUUCUGCCGUUCGUCCCGUUUACGAAGGAGGAACAGGAGGCUCUAUGCGCAGAGGCCUUCCACACACUCGGCGCAGGCUUGCUGGGAGACGACGUGCAGCUGGACACGCUCAUUCGCGGCGCAAUGGAAAGUUACGUUCCGGAAGAAGGGGCCAGGUCGCUGAGUAGGGGAGUAGGCAACUUCGACGGCCCACCGGAUCCGGCGCAGUCAGAAGCAACGUGGGCCGUGCACUCGGCGUCGACGCUCCACAUCGGCCCCCGCGCGUCGGUGUUCCGGGCGCAGAUCGCGCGCCCGCAUCAAAGCCGGAUGCUCGAUGCCGUGUUGAAGAUGGAUGUGCGCGGGCGGCGGGAGACGGCGUUUCUGAACGAGGAGCGGGCGUAUGCGAAGGCGGAGCGAUUGCAGGGGAGUGUGUUGCCCGUGCUGUAUGGCCGCGUCCAAGCGCGCCUUUCUGAUGGGGUGGUGGUUACGUGUCUGGUGCUGGAAUACUGCGGAGAGCCGAUGGAACGCGAGCUGUGGCAGGUAGAGAACCCCUUUAUGAGCAAUAUCCUGCUCUGCGUCGCGGCGUUGCAUGCCGAGGGUGUUACACACGGCGAUAUAUAUACCAAGAACAUUCUCAGCCGAAACGGCGCCCCCGUCCUCAUCGAUCUCGAGUGCAGCCAAUGCCACAAAUGUGAAAUCAAUAUAAGGACAGUCGGAGGCACCAUCAUGCCAACAGUGGACGAAUACGGUUGCGCCGAGCUGCACAAUCUCAUUUGCAGGAUGCAGCUGUGGCAACCUCGAUCGCUUCCAUUUUGCGAUGUCUACUUGGUGAAGGACGAGCUCAAGUCCGAGGCUGACAUCAUCACAUGGAUUCCUCCGCAUGUAGAUCCGGACGCCCGGGCCAGGUUCAUGGAACGUGCGCGAGCUUUGUGGGACGAUGUGCGAGAGGAGCGGAUGUUGACCUACGGUUCGACUGACCCUCCUGGUCGCAGGACGCGUCUGGAUGUCGUCCAGACCAGCUCCAGAUGUGCUGUGGUUUUCUAAUGUGGUCCUCAGCAGAGCGACGGGCCUCAUGCUUGGCCUUAUAUCCAUUGACCGCGGGAUGCAUAAGCUCUAUCUAGGAACGGGACAGCGGGGUUCUGUACCUACAAGCACUAGCCUGCUAGGCCAUGGCAUAUGCUACACUCCAAACAAGCCAUCAGCCCCUGCAGCGCAAUCAGCGACUACCAGCCUGGUAACCGUCCCGUGCAUUAGCUGAGCGGGGAUGAUCGUGAGAAGCUAGUUCAGAGUUUGGCAGGAUGGAUGUAGGGCGGAUGUCUGGUAGGCAAUGUCGCCGAGGCCUCACCCUUGAGGACACUACUGCCAGCGAAGAUAACACAGCGAAGAGCUAGCAACCGGAAUUUUUUUGUUGAUUAGACCGACAUAGGCGAGUCGGGAGCAAGAUUGCAAUUAGUUCGGGGGGAGAUAGAAACCCUGUCUAGGGGCAGGCAAUACCAGCAGUGCAAUUUAGGCGAUUAUGACGGGGAUAGCGACCCUCGCAUAGACUAGUGUGACUGACUGACCGUGGGCGUGUGAGGUUUGAAGUUACAUGCGUCCGGAUAACGACUUGAUGACACCGCCUUUGGGUUGAUAUCGCUGAGUGCUCGUUUCGGAUCCGUUGCAGCGCGUAGAGCCGUCAAGUACGAGUCGCAAGUGGUCACCACCGCGUGGAUUUUGAAGUGCUGCCAGUGUUAGGUAGUUGCCAAGGUCGGAACUGUUGAUGUUUUGAUGAGCGGCAUGGAUCGCUGUCGUUAGGCUGUUCCAGGCCACUGGAAGCAAUGACAAGGUACUGAUUCCGCUCUUUCUUUCUCUUCUCUUUCUUGAGCUCUUUCGACCACCUUCCGCUCCCCUCAUCGUCGAGGCAGCAUCUUGAUCGUCGGCCCUGGCGCGGUCCCCCACGUUCCUUUCACUAUAGUAUGCACAACCAUUUGAAACGCUUGCCCGCGGUGCGGGCACGGUAUAACAAGAAGCGUCUCCCUUCGGAAGGCUGGAACGACGCACAUUUGGCUCCCAGAUUCACUCUCACAGCACCCAUUACAAUAACAAGAAUCUUCAGUCCGAUUCCAACAGAGGCGUCGACGCCAACUAUCACGACCACGAUACAGCCUACUGCUCCCCCAGUCACUUCCACCACUACCAUCACGACUUCGCCUCCCGCAUCUACGACGCUGUCCCCGCCUCCCGCUGCGAGCACGUCCACAUUCACAUCAACAUUCACGCCGCCCUCGUCCGCACUCGCCACCAACCCAGCCUCGUCCGCGUCCGACACAGACAGCACCAAUGUCGCGCCAUCGAGCGCCGCCGUGCCCAUCCCCGUCGGGUCCGCGAUCAACGCGAAACCAGUCAGCAUCGGCGGCGUGAGCACGGGCUCGUCGAGCUCACUGCCGACCGGCGCGGUCGUCGGCAUCACGCUCGCGAUCGUGCUACUGCUCGUCGGCGCGAUCCUGUUCUUCCAGCGCAACCGCGCGAUGCGGCAGCGUGAGAUGCGACGCGCGACGGCCGCGUGGGCGCAGCCGCGCCCUGCCGACAACUGGGGGGCACCCCGAGCGACGGAGGGGUACGCUGCGUAUGGCAACGGGAACGGGAACGGGAACAGACCCCCCAUGGCUGAGGCGACGCCGGGCAUCUCGUUCACGCCUGCGCCCGCGCCGUCCAUGCCGGCCCCGCUUGUGGCGUCGUACAACAACCCUGUUGCCCCGUCUGCGAUGGCUGCGGGGGCCCUAGCGUCCGCGGGCAAAGACAGCGCCACGGUCCGCUACGAAUUCAUUCCGUCCCUGCCCGACGAGCUGUCCAUCACCGCUGGCCAAACGCUGCGCGUCGUCGCAGAAUACGACGAUGGGUGGGCGCUCUGCACGAACCCCCGCGGCGAGCAGGGGAUGGUGCCCCUCGAGUGCCUGGAGAUGCAGGGCAAGAGCGACGGAUUGUUGGGUGACCGACAGGAGUACCGCAAUUCACGCCGGACGAGCAGUCUGGCGCCGGGCAAGAACUAUUAAUGCGUGGGUCGACGGUUGAUGAGCUGAGGACGAGGACUGGGUCAUGUUUUCUAAAUUAUCGUAAUGGACUUGCGAGUUUGUUAUUUUGUGCAACUUAUUAUAGUUUUCGGCUGGUUUUCCCGAACGGGGACCGUUCGUCUGUCGUUUUGUCUGUCCGCUCUGCAUCCAUCUUCAACCAAGUCUUGUACAGUACUGCACUUCUAGGGUUCCUCUGUACUUUGAAUGUAUGGCAUCCGGUUCUGACGAGAGAUUCCGGAUCUGUGAUCUGGGAUCUCGGACCUGACGAUCCCCACACACUCUGCGCGUUGCACGUGAAAUCGUGAGUCAAA
Molecule: messenger RNA, 6255 nt
Organism: Mycena citricolor
Lineage: Eukaryota; Fungi; Basidiomycota; Agaricomycetes; Agaricales; Mycenaceae
Source: the annotation of a GenBank genome assembly